Messenger RNA from Linnemannia hyalina, 2610 nucleotides. The record is from the annotation of a GenBank genome assembly. NCBI's taxonomy places the organism in Eukaryota, Fungi, Mortierellomycota, Mortierellomycetes, Mortierellales, Mortierellaceae.
AUGGAUCUCCUCGCGCAAUUACCCCUAGAGUGUUUCCAGUCCAUCCUCCAGACUCUUGCCCAUCAAGCCGACGUCUCCGCGUUGGCCACCCUCCUCCGCGUCAACAAGCACAUUGCAUCCAUCACGCUCCCCUACCUCUAUCGCGACCUCUUCCUAAGGUCCUUUCACCACUGGAAAACCAGCGAGGGUGACUCCGAUCCUCCAAGCUCUGUGGACCGUCUCCUUCGGAUGUUACUUUCGCACUACGUCACAGCAGCAUUAGUCGACGAUAACAGUAUCCCCAAGGUCGUGGCUCUCGCCCUCAACCUUACCGCCUACAGGAGCACAAUAGCAACUGCCCCCACCAGCCCACUGGACUAUGCUGCUCAGAUCCGCUGUAUCAACUUGCAGGACUGGGCAUUCCUAAACCAAUCCGUAUUUUACCUUUCAACCCUUCAGCCCGAUUUACAGGAGUACAUCGAUGGACCAGAGUUCACGGUCCUCUGUCCCUGGGACCAAUUUCUGCCUGAAUAUGAGCGGAACAAUGAUUCACCGAUCAUUCGCCAAGGAUUUCUUCGAGUUCUGCUUCGCCGGGAAUUGACCUGGACACUUGCUAACCCUAUCCUCGAGCAACUCCAGACUUUGGUCAUUCCUGUCUCCGAUAUUAAUCGUUACCUUGGCGUUCUUGACCGACUCGGGCGACUGGAGUGUGUUCGAUUUCUGGUGGACGAGGUUUAUUCCUGUGGCCCAGGGGGAGCUCUGAGAGUUACCGAGGAGUGGAGUGCCAAGGCGCAGGAACGCGAGAAAAAAUCCAUGGGUUCGUUGGUACGGUUUGUCGAGAGUCAUACGCAGUUGUUCAAGGGUCAACUCAAGAUCGCUACCUGCCACUCUAGUUCCAUUUGGAUGUGGGGUAAACAAACCUGCCCUGUGGAUGUCCAGCUCAAGUUUCUUCAGUUGCUGCCCCCGCUACACAGGCCUAAAACCCUCGAUGCCCGCAACGCGAUGCAGUUCGCAGUACACCCGCACACGACGGAUCUUGGACACGUCAAGGACAUUUCCCUGGCACUGCCUCCAGGGCCCUUACUCGAUCGACUUCGCGGCAUUCGACAGUUCUUGCAGCGUUGCCGAUCUGUGAAGCGUCUGCGCCUGACCUCGCUUGGGAAAGGCACCUUCAAGUGGGCGGUCGAGGAGAAGAGGAUGGCCAUGGAUGGCAUGGGCGGCAACACAAUCAUCAACGGCGGACAAGGACCACCAUCCCUGCUGGACAACGAUCGACCUGCCUGCCUGCUAUACGGUUUAGUAGCACCAGUGGACAUCUGGAUCAGGGACAUAAGGGACGGCACCACUGACGAGGUGGACGACAUUGCGGUCGCCUUCAGCCAGACACUGACGGACCUCAGAGUGACCUCUACGACGUUGUCUGCAAUGAGCAUACCACCUCCACUGGAUAUACCGCCUGCACUGGGUGUACCGCCUGCAGUUCAUUUCGGACGAGGAUGGGUCGAUAUGCCGGCCUUGGAUAGACUUGUAUUGGAUACCGGAAUUUCUCGGAUGAUGCUCGAUCGAGAGCUACUUGUGCAUUGUCCGAACUUGAGCUAUGCGUCGCUGGGUGACAGGACGUUCAACUAUCGGUGUCAGGAUAUCAUGCCAUGUCUCCCGGCGCGGCUCUGUCGACUGGUUACAUUACAACUUUAUGGAUGGAGCUCAUUGUCUUUUCACCCGGACACGUUUUAUUCGACCUCGGAGCUCCGUACACUGGAAGUGGCGAUGAGGCCACAUUUCCACUACGUCGACCUUCAAGACAUACAUUUUAUUCCGCCAAUCGAGGAGUUGAACCAGUCCUACAACAUCCACAAUGACAACAACGGCGACGAGUCCGGCGCUACAGGAUCGACGGCAACACCAGCUAUUUUGGAGGAGACCCCUCAGAUCACACGACCACGCUGGACAUGGGACUGGCAGCUGCCUCACCUCACACAGCUACGACUUUCGGGCGAGUUUGCGUAUCUUUUUGAGUUUCGGAUGUUGCGAGGAUGCCCGGCCUUGGAUACACUUCACCUAGAUAUGGCCACGACCGGUCGAAUGCACAGGCGGACACUCUCCAUGGCUGAUCUCGUUCCUCCAAGCAACGGCAACAACAGCAGCACCGACAGUAUCGGAGACCAAGGCGACGACGACGACGACUACUCUUCCUCCCAUCAGCAACCGCUACCACCCCUACCAACGACAACACCAGCAACAGCUGCACCAGGGCGCAUUAUUCUCCCAGUCCUCACGAAACUACAGCUGACCGGGAACUGGAUCAUCGAGGACGACAUUCUAUUCGAGCUCCUGGCAGUGACAUUCCCCAAAAUGGAGCAUCUCAGCUUGCAAGGGUCAACAUCUUUCGCUCUCAGGAGUCUGCUCGAUGUUGCCAGAGCCCUGCCCGUGCCCUGGAAGCUGCUCCAUGUGAUUCAGCCUGCGCCUCCAAGAGAUCAGUGGACAGAGUUGGGUCUGAGGGUUUCGACAGAGGCGAGUGAUGAGAGGCAGGUCCUUCCUAUGCAGCUGUUCUUUAAAGAGGGUCGGGUUUGUGAGUAUGUUGUUCUGCAGGAUCCUGGCGAGAGUGUUGUAGGUGCGAGUGAGGACGAAUAG